Messenger RNA from Stylophora pistillata, 2018 nucleotides. RefSeq names its product patatin-like phospholipase domain-containing protein 4. Lineage: Eukaryota; Metazoa; Cnidaria; Anthozoa; Scleractinia; Pocilloporidae. Gene Ontology annotation, cellular component: membrane; lipid droplet; cytoplasm. Gene Ontology annotation, biological process: lipid homeostasis; triglyceride catabolic process. Gene Ontology annotation, molecular function: triacylglycerol lipase activity. The record is from RefSeq and is a predicted model, not a curated record.
AUAAGCCACUGAAUCACACGAAAAAUCCCAAAAGUCCACUCCAGUAGUAUAAUUUUCCAGAGGCUAGACGCUUGCAAGCGCGGCUACUAAGUCUGUUGUUGUAGUCAAAGUUUUAGCUUGCUGGUUGCUCGCGAGGAGAUAACCGUUUUGGUCAAGGAUCAGAGAAUAGCUGAAUCCCAGCCCGUCGGCGUGGUGGAUAGCACAGCAGUGAGACAUGCCACGAAUAGUCAAAGUCUAAUGAUGGUAUUUGAUGAUAUGCACGAGCAUUCGUCACAACUAUGGGCAAUAUUGAAUGAAGUUAAUGCGGAUUACGUGCAACCUGGGUCACAUUCCUUCCCAAUUUACAAGAUCCCAUGAACCUGUCAUUUGCAGGCUGUGGUUUUCUUGGAGUUUACCACCUCGGAGUUGCAACUUGCCUAACAUCGCAUGCUCCACAGUUUAUAAAGAAUGUAACAGCCUUUGCAGGUGCUUCAGCUGGGUCACUUGUUGCUGCAGUGCUAGCAACAUCAGCCCCACUGGACAAGUGCUCAGAUUAUGUUAUAGAACUUACUAAUGAAGCUCGCAGACACCCACUGGGACCUUUUAAUCCCCAGUUUGACCUGGUUGGGAGCUUAAGAAAAGGACUUGAACUUUAUCUUCCUUCAAAUUCCCACCGAAUUGCUUCAGGAAGACUUUUUAUUUCUGUGACCAGUUUAAAGGACAGGAAGAAUGCUAUUUUAUCUGAGUUUGAAUCUAAAGAAGACUUAAUCCAGGUUCUUUUGGCGAGUUGUUAUAUUCCUUUUUAUGCUGGAUUGAACUUCCCCAGAUUUAAAGGGCAGAAAUGGGUAGACGGCGGACUUAGUGAUAAUUUACCAAGGCUUCCGUUUGGCCGAACUAUACGAGUAUCUCCAUUCAGUGGUAAUGGUAAUGAUAUCUGCCCACAAGACGAGUCUCGUGGUUUUACUGAUGUCACUUUCCAUAAUAUGAAUGUCUACGUAAAUAGAGAGAAUCUUCAAAGGGAGCUGCAGAUAUUUAUUCCUCCCAAGAAAGAUGGUAUUGAGAGUUUAGUGCAGUUAGGUUUUAAUGACACCCUGAGAUUUCUGCGAAAAGAGAACUUGUGUAAUUAUUCAGUAAAACCACGUUCUUCAGCACUUCCCAUGAAAAAUAUUCAAGAAUAGUGGCACAUUCUAGUUGAAAUAAUUGACUGUCACUUUUCCCGUCAUUUUAUUUGUACGUGACCUUCGAGAUGGAAAUUCACUUGAAUAUAUUAAUUUCUAGUAAAGAUAGUAUUUUUCAAUGACGAUCAGGUUGGUGGUAAUCUGCGAAACCUAUUCUUAUGUGGAAUAUUGCGUACAUGUAACAACAAAAGUAUUAUAUUAUUAUUAUUUUAUGACUUUAAAUAAUGACAUUGGCUUAAUCCUUCUAUCGUUCCCAAGUCCCAUGUCAUUCUUCCUACGUUUGUAGAUGUGGUCAUAGAGAUUAGGGCAUAUUUGUAUGGCUGCAAUUUGGAAAGGAUGCAUGCAAAAAAUUUGAUGAUUAUUUGUUUAACCUUUUCUAAGAGGAGUUGUUGAUUAUCCGCUUUACACACAGCAUUAGAAAAUGUCGAAACUAUAAGAGUUAGCGAAAUUAAGCCUUGACGAGAGUCAGGUGUGGUUGGAACUUCUCGGAAGCAGAUGUGCAUGUACAGUAUUUUAUGACUUAGGCAAGAACAGUGUGUUAGUAUGAAAAUUAAAUCAUAUAUAUUUAUUACUAGUUUUUAUAUUUUAAUCUAUGGUUUUACAGUUAGUUCCUUGGAUAGGUUUAUAGUGACAAGUAAAUCUGAAUUUUUGGUGUAAUGAUCAGUGUAACUUUGUUGUUUAUUAUUAUGGAAUUAACAUGAAAAUUAAAAUGUUAGGAGUUGAAGAUGUUUACCUCCGGGUGAAGACUAAUACAACUAUUUCAGUCUUUGGGCAGAUCAUCAGUUACCGCUGAAUGGAGCUUUUGCUUCUAAAGGCCUCAGAUUUCGUGAAACUAAAGCUAGAAUAUAUCUUGAUGUCUUA